AUGGCCAAACCUCAGCCCUCCUGGGGUCUGGGUAUCCCAGGCCCAGACACACCCGCCUCUCCUCGUACCCUGCGAACGCUGCGCAAGAUACAAUCUCACCAAGUGCUGUCAAGCUCCAGCGCGCUGAUUGCCCAGACACAGAACUCUCACCCUGGUGGCCAAUCUGCCGAUUUUGACUCGGGGAUCCCAGGCUCCGCAACCAGAGCGCGCGCCCAUCGUCGCGCUCGUUCAAACAGUGAUGCAUCGACCCGUGAAGCUGCUGCAACACCACCGACAACACAAAGACGACCUGCGCGCAAAACAGGAUCGGGUAUUGGUUUGAAGAGAUCGCUGUUGGAGAACUUCUUGCGUGAUGGACCGCAGAGCGACAAUCCCCGCGAGGGCCUCCAGGAGCUCAAAUACCUCGUUCUUUCCAGCAGAGUGGAUGCCGACGCAGAUGGCAUGUCGCCAUAUCGAAUCUAUCUCUGGUUAAUACUUCUUGACAUCCCCCCAAUGCCUACCGACGACUACCUCGCUCUUAUCCACCGUGGUCGAUCUCCUGCAUACGCCAAAAUCCGCAACGACACCUUCCGCACUUUAGCUACAGACCCUCUUUUCAAACGAAGAGUCACCGAAGCAAGCCUCAUCCGCCUGCUCAAUGCUGUGGCGUGGAAACUUCAUGAUGCCCGACCAAAGCCUCGGUCUCGGCCAACCUCGUCUCGGCGCCGUGAAAUGGAGCUUCUGGUCAACACACCCCCUAGCAUUGCAGAGGAGCCAGCGUCAGUGUUUGGCGGAGAGCUAGAGAAGAACAAAAGCAACCAGCCAUCCGACCCAGCAAUGUACGUUCAAGGUAUGAAUGUAUUAUGUGCGCCUUUCUUGUACGCUGCCCGCAGUGAGGUUGAAGCAUUUGCCCUCUUCCAUUACUUUGUCACGCGCGAAUGUCCUGGAUACAUCCGUGGGGCCAUGGAUGGAGUCCACAAGGGCCUCCGUUUGGUUGACAGAUGUCUUGAGAUUGUGGAACCUAAGCUUGCAGCAUACCUCUUCUCCAAAGGUAUGCAUGCUGAGCUAUAUGCUUUCCCGUCAGUCUUAACUCUCUGUGCUUGUACACCCCCGCUGCCAGAGGUGUUGCAUCUGUGGGAUUUCUUAUUUGCUUAUGGUGCACAUUUAAAUAUCUUGUGCAUUGUUGCCCAGUUAAUACGCAUGCGUGACAUGAUUUUCGAGAGCCCGAGUCCCAACAAAAUUCUCCGCUCUUUUCCACCGCUUGAUGCAAAGGAGAUCAUUGCGUUGACUGUUCUCAUUGUGCGUAAGAUCCCAGAAGAUCUUUAUGCAGAGAUGAUUACCCACGCGAAAUAA
Molecule: messenger RNA, 1332 nt
Organism: Penicillium salamii
Lineage: Eukaryota; Fungi; Ascomycota; Eurotiomycetes; Eurotiales; Aspergillaceae
Source: the annotation of a GenBank genome assembly